Messenger RNA from Trichomonas vaginalis G3, 321 nucleotides. RefSeq names its product organellar and viral DNA polymerase type B. The transcript has a single exon. Bases 1 to 321 code for a protein of 106 amino acids. Lineage: Eukaryota; Parabasalia; Trichomonadida; Trichomonadidae. The record is from RefSeq and is a predicted model, not a curated record.
AUGAACCCACAAUGUUCUAAAUGUAAAGCAGCAAUGAGGAAAUAUAACUACUCCGUCAAAGAGAUAGAACGUAUGCGAAACGACUAUGCAGAUUUAAAGAAAGAAGCAGAGAAACCAGCAGAAGAUAAAAUGGACAUGUUGACAUUUCUGAACAAAAACUAUCCAACUGCUGACGAUUUCCUUCUAUCUGACGUCAAGAAGAAGUAUAAAGAAACUUUCGGUAUCGUUAAAACAUUCGAUGUACUAAAAGAAGAAAUUGAAGCCACGAAAUUGUUUAGAGUCAUGAACCAUCGCAACAUAUACCAUGUAAAACGCUUGUAA